Molecule: messenger RNA, 2625 nt
Organism: Aspergillus ibericus CBS 121593
Lineage: Eukaryota; Fungi; Ascomycota; Eurotiomycetes; Eurotiales; Aspergillaceae
Gene: hsp78
Product: chaperone ATPase HSP78
Exons: 1
Coding region: 15-2408 (797 amino acids)
Biological process (GO): cellular response to heat
Cellular component (GO): cytoplasm; mitochondrial matrix
Molecular function (GO): ATP binding; ATP hydrolysis activity
Source: RefSeq, a predicted model, not a curated record
CUCGCAUUUUGACCAUGUCGUCAAGGUUGCACCUUGCUCGGGGUCGGCUUCUCCGACCGUCCAGUCUUCCGUCAUCGACUCGGAGCUUUCAACCUUCACAAGCAUUACGCCUACUAUCGCGCGCGCGGCUAGGCAAUGUCGUCCAGACUCUGUCAGUACCACCCAUACGCACGUAUGCCAAUGGACGCCCUCAUCCUCCCGGCGGUACCCAUCGCAUGAACCUAGGUGGCGAGCCUGAAAAAUCAGCUUUGGAACAGUUUGGUGUCGAUCUCACAGCCAAGGCUAAGGAUGGCAAAUUGGACCCCGUCAUCGGACGGGAUGCCGAAAUCCAUCGCACCAUCCAGGUCCUCUCGAGGCGAACGAAGAAUAACCCCGUUCUGAUAGGAGCGGCGGGUACUGGAAAGACGGCAGUUUUGGAGGGUCUGGCGCAAAGAAUUGUUCAAGGAGACGUCCCGGAAAGCAUCAAGGAAAAGCGUGUCAUUUCCUUGGAUCUAGGGUCUCUCAUCGCUGGUGCUAAGUUCAGAGGAGAUUUCGAAGAACGGCUGAAGUCGGUCCUUAAAGAAGUCGAGGAUGCGCAAGGGGGUGUGAUCCUCUUCAUCGAUGAACUGCAUACCUUGCUUGGCUUAGGAAAGGCAGAGGGCAGUAUUGACGCCAGCAACCUUCUGAAGCCGGCAUUGUCUCGCGGCGAGCUUCAAUGCUGCGGUGCUACGACUUUGAACGAGUACAGAUUGAUUGAAAAGGACGUCGCUCUGGCAAGACGGUUCCAGCCUAUCCAAGUCGGCGAACCUUCAGUUGCGGCUACUAUCUCCAUCUUGCGUGGUAUCAAGAACAAGUAUGAGGUCCACCAUGGUGUCCGAAUUACGGAUGGUGCUUUGGUGGCAGCGGCAACCUACAGUAACCGCUACAUUACGGACCGUUUCCUUCCCGAUAAGGCGAUUGAUCUCGUCGAUGAGGCAGCGUCUGCUCUCCGCCUACAGCAAGAAUCGAAGCCCGAUGUGAUCAGAGAACUGGACCGCGACAUUACCACCAUCCAGAUUGAGCUCGAGUCCCUUCGCAAAGAAACCGACGUCAGUAGCCGUGAGCGACGCGAAAAGCUCCAGGGAGACUUGAAAGUCAAGCAAGAAGACGCGGCGAAAUUGACCGAGGUAUGGGAGAAGGAGAAGGCUGAAAUCGAAGGCCUCAAGCGCGCAAAGGAGGAGCUGGAGCGAGCUCGGUUCGAACUAGAACAGGCACAAAGAGAAGGAAACUUUGCCAAGGCUGGUGAGCUGAGAUAUGCCACCAUCCCAAGUCUUGAAGCCAAGCUGCCCAAGGAGGGUGAGGAGCCAACAGCAGGUACUCAGACCAGUCUCAUUCAUGACUCGGUUACGGCUGAUGACAUUGGCAACGUGGUUUCUCGGACCACCGGCAUCCCUGUCAACAAGCUAAUGGCCGGUGAAGUGGAGAAACUCAUCAAGAUGGAAGACACAUUACGCCGAUCUGUUCGUGGGCAGGAUGAGGCUCUCUCCGCAGUCGCCAACGCCGUUCGGAUGCAAAGGGCGGGUCUCAGUGGAGAGAACAGGCCACUUGCUUCGUUCAUGUUCCUUGGUCCUACUGGUGUUGGAAAGACAGAACUUUGCAAGAAGAUGGCCGAGUUCCUGUUCUCCACUGAAACGGCCGUUGUUCGAUUUGACAUGAGCGAAUUUCAAGAGAAGCACACGAUCAGUCGCCUGAUCGGCUCCCCAGCUGGCUACGUUGGAUACGACGACGCCGGUCAACUUACAGAGGCUGUAAGGAGGAAGCCGUACGCAGUGCUGUUAUUCGAUGAGUUCGAGAAAGCGCAUCGCGACAUCUCUGCUUUGCUGUUGCAGGUCCUUGAUGAGGGUUUCCUUACCGAUUCUCAAGGCCACAAAGUUGACUUUAGAAACACUCUCAUUGUCCUUACAUCGAACCUUGGAGCCGACAUCCUUGUGGGUGCCGAUCCUCUGCAUCCUGUCAAGGAUACCGGAGAUGAGCUUUCGCCUGAAACGAAGAAGUCAGUCAUGGACGUUGUGCAAUCGGCCUAUCCGCCAGAGUUCCUCAACCGUAUCGAUGAGUUCAUUCUCUUCAAGCGGCUGUCCCGCGACGCUCUGAGGGAUAUCGUCGACAUCAGAGUAAAGGAGCUUCAAGCACGACUCGACGAUCGACGGAUGACUCUCCGGGUGGAUGACGAGAUCAAGGAUUGGCUCAGUGAAAAGGGCUAUGACCCUAAAUAUGGUGCUCGGCCCCUCAACCGCUUGAUUGCCAAAGAAAUUGGCAACAAGCUGGCUGAUAAGAUCAUUCGCGGCGAGAUUACAUCCGGACAAACUGCUCGUGUCACAUUCAAUACCGACAAGAGUGGACUUGCAGUCAUGGCAGAAGUUGCCGAAGAAACUGAAACGGAAAAGUCGUGAAGUGUUCAUUUGCAUUGCAUAUUCCUGUUAUUGAGUACUUGGCGCUAUUGCUGGGAGUUUCGGUGUGUUAGAUGAUGACCUUGGAUGACCUUAUCUCUGCUCUUCUCAUUGUACUAUAGCAUGAACUACAUUGUAUACCAUAUGUUAUGAAUAAAUUGUAUAUAUCUCUACGGCAUGAAAUACAGUAAUCAUGUUUUGAAUUUCAGUUUUUCCUGUU